Sapajus apella (tufted capuchin) is the source of this 6867-nucleotide messenger RNA. It is a transcript of the gene RBBP6, whose product is annotated as RB binding protein 6, ubiquitin ligase. Gene Ontology annotation, molecular function: ubiquitin protein ligase activity; nucleic acid binding; zinc ion binding. The transcript has 18 exons. Gene Ontology annotation, cellular component: nucleus. Gene Ontology annotation, biological process: mRNA processing; ubiquitin-dependent protein catabolic process; protein ubiquitination. The record is from RefSeq and is a predicted model, not a curated record. NCBI's taxonomy places the organism in Eukaryota, Metazoa, Chordata, Mammalia, Primates, Cebidae. Bases 1069 to 6450 code for a protein of 1793 amino acids.
AGUGGGGCGCUCGUCCGAAGCCAGGCCGCAUCCGCCAUAGUGCCUGGCUUGGAGGUGUCGCCGCCGCUCGGUGAGGGCCCCUGAGCGGCAGGGGGGCAACACAAAAAGGGAGCCGGCGAAGCCCUGGCCGCUGCCCAGCGGCUUGCGGGCGUGUUCUCGCGGUUCCGGGCCUCAAGGCGACGGGAGCGAAAGGCGAGCGAAGCGCGGAGGAUCCGGCGAGAGGAAGCGUCAGGGAGCCUCGGCGGUGUCCCCGGGGUCCGCCGAAGCCACCCGGCCGCCGGCUGGGGCCCGGUGUGGUGAGGAAGUGCUCCGAGGCCUCGCUGAGGCCUAGCGCCGGCUUUGUGUCCCAGGCGGCGGCGGCUGCAGCGGCGGCGGCGGUGGCGGUGGGAGGCGGAGCUGGGGGCGGCCUGCGGGAAGGCCUCUCCUCCGCCGACCGCGCGUUUUCGGCCUAGGCCGCCGGGCCGCUCGUGGCCUCCGGGGAGCAGGCGCCAGGGGUUUGUGUGCGGUGGGGGCCUGGGCCUGGGGAAGCUGACGCCGGUCGUCCGGAAGCCAGGAGGAGGCGUGAGGCCGCUCGUGGACUCCGGGCCUAGGCCCUCUCCCCUCAACCUUCUCCCGGGGCCUGGGUCACCCCAAUCCACGGAGAGAGAGACCUGCCGGGAGGUGCGGCCGCGCUAUGGACCCCUGACCCUGUGGGGUCGCUCGGACUCUUAACGUGUGGACUGACCGCUACUGACUGCACCGCCUGCCCCCGUCUCUGCCGGCCCUGUAGCAUGAGCGAGGGGGACCCAGCCGGGUGACAUUGUGCCCGUUGGCGGAUUCUCGAUUUCCCCUUUCCCCCGUCCUCGUCCUCCUCCUCCCCCAUGAAGCGAUUCUGAGUAUCGGGGGGGCUCUGGAUUGUUGUUCUCACGAACCCCUGCUUGUGGUUGGGGGGUAUUUAAUCUGAGGCCUUAGGGUCCUUCGGUGUCUUUGAGUGUUUUGUGUGUACAUAUUUUGCUCUUAAAGUUUAUAAAUAUACAUAUAUUGAGAGUGUCCACGUCUCCUCGCUGAACCUUAGGAAUCCUUGGCACCAUGUCCUGUGUGCAUUAUAAAUUUUCCUCUAAACUCAACUAUGAUACUGUCACCUUUGAUGGGCUCCACAUCUCCCUCUGCGACUUAAAGAAGCAGAUUAUGGGGAGAGAGAAGCUGAAAGCUGCCGACUGCGACCUGCAGAUCACCAAUGCGCAGACGAAAGAAGAAUAUACUGAUGAUAAUGCUCUAAUUCCUAAGAAUUCGUCUGUAAUUGUUAGAAGAAUUCCUAUUGGAGGUGUUAAAUCUACAAGCAAGACAUAUGUUAUAAGUCGAACUGAACCAGCGAUGGCAACUACAAAAGCAAUUGAUGACUCUUCCGCGUCUAUUUCUCUGGCCCAGCUUACAAAGACUGCCAAUCUGGCUGAAGCCAAUGCUUCUGAAGAAGAUAAAAUUAAAGCAAUGAUGUCGCAAUCUGGCCAUGAAUACGACCCAAUCAAUUACAUGAAGAAACCUCUAGGUCCACCACCUCCAUCUUAUACAUGUUUCCGUUGUGGUAAACCUGGACAUUAUAUUAAGAAUUGCCCAACAAAUGGGGAUAAAAACUUUGAAUCUGGCCCUAGGAUUAAAAAGAGCACUGGAAUUCCCAGAAGUUUCAUGAUGGAAGUGAAAGAUCCUAACAUGAAAGGUGCAAUGCUUACCAACACUGGAAAAUACGCAAUACCAACUAUAGAUGCAGAAGCAUAUGCAAUUGGGAAGAAAGAGAAACCUCCCUUCUUACCAGAGGAGCCAUCUUCUUCCUCAGAGGAAGAUGAUCCUAUCCCGGAUGAAUUGUUGUGUCUCAUCUGCAAAGAUAUUAUGACUGAUGCUGUUGUGAUCCCCUGCUGUGGAAACAGUUAUUGUGAUGAAUGUAUAAGAACAGCACUCCUGGAAUCAGAUGAGCAUACAUGUCCAACGUGUCAUCAGAAUGAUGUUUCUCCUGAUGCUUUAAUUGCCAAUAAAUUUUUACGACAGGCUGUUAAUAACUUCAAAAAUGAAACUGGUUAUACAAAAAGACUACGAAAACAGUUACCUCCUCCACCACCCCCAAUACCACCUCCAAGACCACUGAUUCAGAGAAACCUCCAACCUCUGAUGAGAUCUCCAAUAUCAAGACAGCAAGAUCCUCUCAUGAUUCCAGUGACAUCUUCAUCAACUCACCCAACUCCCUCUAUAUCUUCAUUAACUUCUAAUCAGUCUUCCUUGGCCCCUCCUGUAUCUGGAAAUCCAUCUUCUGUUCCAGCUCCUGUACCUGAUAUAACUGCAACAGUAUCAAUAUCAGUCCAUUCAGAAAAAUCAGAUGGACCCUUUCGGGAUUCUGAUAAUAAAAUAUUGCCAGCUGCAGCUCUUGCAUCAGAGCACUCUAAGGGAACCUCCUCCAUUGCAAUUACCGCUCUUAUGGAAGAGAAGGGUUACCAGGUGCCUGUUCUUGGAACCCCAUCUUUGCUUGGACAGUCAUUAUUGCACGGACAGUUGAUCCCCACAACUGGUCCAGUAAGAAUAAAUACUGCUCGUCCAGGUGGUGGUCGACCAGGUUGGGAACAUUCCAACAAACUUGGCUAUCUGGUUUCUCCACCACAACAAAUUAGAAGAGGGGAGAGGAGCUGCUACAGAAGUAUAAACCGUGGGCGACACCACAGCGAAAGAUCACAGAGGACUCAAGGCCCGUCACUACCUGCAACUCCAGUCUUUGUACCUGUUCCACCACCUCCUUUGUAUCCGCCUCCUCCCCAUACACUUCCUCUCCCUCCGGGUGUUCCUCCUCCACAGUUUUCUCCUCAGUUUCCUCCUGGACAGCCACCACCUGCUGGGUAUAGUGUCCCUCCUCCAGGGUUUCCUCCAGCUCCUACCAAUUUAUCAACACCUUGGGUAUCAUCAGGAGUGCAGACAGCUCAUUCAAAUACCAUCCCAACAACACAAGCACCACCUUUGUCCAGGGAAGAAUUCUAUAGAGAGCAGCGACGACUAAAAGAAGAGGAAAAGAAAAAGUCCAAGCUAGAUGAGUUUACAAAUGAUUUUGCUAAGGAAUUGAUGGAAUACAAAAAGAUUCAAAAGGAGCGUAGGCGCUCAUUUUCCAGGUCUAAAUCUCCCUAUAGUGGUUCUUCGUAUUCAAGAAGUUCAUAUACUUAUUCUAAAUCAAGAUCUGGUUCAACACGUUCACGCUCUUAUUCUCGAUCAUUCAGCCGCUCACAUUCUCGUUCCUAUUCACGGUCACCUCCAUACCCCAGAAGAGGCAGAGGCAAGAGUCGAAAUUACCGUUCACGGUCUAGAUCUCAUGGAUAUCAUCGAUCUAGGUCAAGGUCACCUCCUUAUAGACGCUAUCAUUCACGAUCAAGAUCUCCUCAAGCAUUUAGGGGACAGUCUCCUAAUAAACGUAACGUACCUCAAGGAGAAACAGAACGUGAAUAUUUUAAUAGAUACAGAGAAGUUCCACCACCCUAUGACAUGAAAGCUUAUUAUGGAAGGAGUGUUGACUUUAGAGACCCAUUUGAAAAAGAACGCUACCGGGAGUGGGAGAGAAAAUACAGAGAGUGGUAUGAAAAAUAUUAUAAAGGUUAUGCUGCCGGAGCACAGCCUAGACCCUCAGCAAAUAGAGAGAACUUUUCUCCAGAGAGAUUUUUACCACUUAACAUCAGGAAUUCUCCCUUCACUAGAGGCCGCAGAGAAGAUUACGUUGGUGGGCAAAGUCAUAGAAGUCGAAACAUAGGUAGCAACUAUCCAGAAAAGCUUUCAGCAAGAGAUGGUCACAAUCAGAAGGAUAAUACAAAGUCAAAAGAGAAGGAGAGUGAAAACGCUCCAGGAGAUGGUAAAGGAAAUAAGCAUAAGAAACACAGAAAAAGAAGAAAAGGGGAGGAAAGUGAGGGUUUUCUGAACCCAGAGUUAUUAGAGACUUCAAGAAAAUCAAGAGAACCUACAGUUGUUGAAGAAAAUAAGACAGACUCAUUGUUCGUUCUCCCAAGUAGAGAUGAUGCCACACCUGUUAGAGAUGAACCAAUGGAUGCAGAAUCCAUCACUUUUAAAUCAGUGUCUGAAAAAGACAAGAGAGAAAGGGAUAAACCAAAAGCAAAGGGUGAUAAGACCAAACGGAAAAAUGAUGGAUCUACUGUGUCCAAAAAAGAAAAUGUUGUAAAACCUGCUAAAGGACCCCAAGAAAAAGUAGAUGGAGAACGUGAGAAAUCUCCUCGAUCUGAACCUCCACUUAAAAAAGCCAAAGAGGAGACUCCAAAGACUGACAAUGCUAAAUCAUCAUCUUCCUCUCAGAAGGAUGAAAAAAUCACUGGAACCCCCAGAAAAGCUCACUCUAAAUCAGCAAAAGAACACCAAGAGACAAAACCAGUCAAAGAGGAAAAAGUGAAGAGGGACUAUUCCAAAGAUGUCAAAUCAGAAAAACUAACAAGUAAGGAAGAAAAGGCCAAAAAGCCUAAUGAGAAAAACAAGCCACUUGAUAAUAAGGGAGAAAAAAGGAAAAGAAAAACUGAAGAAAAAGGUGUAGAUAAAGAUGUUGAGUCUUCUUCAAUGAAAAUCUCAAAACUAGAAGUGACUGAAAUGGUGAAACCAUCACCAAAGCGCAAAAUGGAACCUGAUAUUGAAAAAAUGGAUAGAACCCCUGAAAAGGACAAAAUUUCCUCAUCAACUGCGCCAGCCAAAAAAAUCAAGCUCAACAGAGAAACUGGGAAAAAAAUUGGAAAUACAGAAAAUAUAUCUAACACAAAAGAACCCUCUGAAAAAUUGGAGUCAACAUCUAGCAAAGUUAAACAAGAAAAAGUCAAAGGAAAGGUCAGACGAAAAGUGACUGGAACCGAAGGAUCCAGCUCAACUCUGGUGGAUUAUACCAGUACGAGCUCAACUGGAGGCAGUCCUGUGCGGAAAUCUGAAGAAAAAACAGAUACAAAGCGAACUGUGAUUAAAACUAUGGAAGAAUAUAAUAAUGACAAUACAGUGCCAGCUGAAGAUGUUAUCAUUAUGAUUCAGGUUCCUCAAUCCAAAUGGGAUAAAGAUGACUUUGAAUCCGAAGAAGAAGAUGUUAAAUCCACACAGCCUAUAUCAAGUGUAGGAAAACCUGCUAGUGUUAUAAAAAAUGUUAGUACCAAGCCAUCAAAUACAGUCAAGUAUCCUGAGAAAGAAAGUGAACCAUCAGAGAAAAUUCAAAAAUUUACCAAGGACAUGAGCCACGAAAUUAUGCAACACGAGAUUAAAAGUUCAAAAAACUCUGCAUCUAGUGAAAAAGGGAAAACCAAAGAUCGAGAUUAUUCAGUUUUGGAAAAGGAAAACCCUGAAAAGAGGAAGAACAGCACUCAGCCAGAGAAAGAGAGUAAUUUGGACCGUCUGAAUGAACAAGGAAAUCUUAAAAGUCUGUCUCAAUCUUCCAAAGAGGCUAGAACAUCAGAUAAACAUGAUUCCACUCGUACUUCCUCAAAUAAAGACUUCACUCCCAAUAGAGACAAAAAAACUGACUAUGACACCAGAGAGUAUUCAAGUUCCAAACGUAGAGAUGAAAGGAACGAAUUAACGAGAAGAAAAGACUCUCCUUCUCGGAAUAAGGAUUCUGCAUCUGGACAGAAAAAUAAGCCAAGGGAAGAGAGAGAUUUGCCUAAAAAAGGAGCUGGAGAGCCCAAAAAAAGUAAUUCUAGUCCCUCAAGAGACAGAAAACCUCAUGAUCACAAAGCCACUUACGAUACUAAACGCCCAGUUGAAGAGACAAAAUCUGUAGAUAAAAAUCCUUGUAAGGAUCGUGAAAAGCAUGUAUUAGAAGCAAAGAACAAUAAAGAGUCAAGUGGCAAUAAACUACUUUAUAUGCUUAACCCACCAGAGACACAAGUUGAAAAAGAGCAAAUUGCUGGACAAAUUGACAAGAAUGCUGUCAAGCCUAAACCCCAGUUAAGUCAUUCUUCUAGACUCUCCUCUGACUUAACUAGAGAAACUGAUGAAGCUGCUUUUGAACCAGACUAUAAUGAAAGUGACAGUGAAAGUAAUGUUUCUGUAAAAGAAGAGGAAACCUCAGGAACCAUUUCUAAUGACCUGAAAGAUAAAAUAAUGGAGAAGGCGAAAGAGAGCCUGGACACAGCAGCUGUGGUCCAGGUGGGAAUAAGCAGGAACCAGAGCCACAGCAGCCCCAGUGUCAGCCCCAGCAGAAGCCACAGCCCUUCUGGAAGCCAGACCCGAAGCCACAGUAGCAGUGCCAGCUCAGCAGAAAGUCAAGACAGCAAGAAGAAGAAGAAAAAGAAGGAAAAGAAAAAACACAAGAAACAUAAAAAGCAUAAGAAGCAUAAGAAACAUGCAGGCACUGAAGUAGAAUUGGAAAAAAGCCAAAAACACAAACACAAGAAAAAGAAGUCUAAGAAGAACAAAGAUAAAGAAAAGGAGAAGGAGAAAGAUGACCAAAAAGUGAAAUCUGUCACUGUGUAAAAGGACAGAUUUUAAAAAUUGACUUAAUUACUAAGUCAUCUGUAUUAAAUUUUGUUAUAAUGUAAAGAGAUUCAAGCCUUGUAAAUAAUGACAUGGAAGACCCUGUGCUGCACUUAAAAUAUUGCUGCUUGAUUAUUUGAUUUUUACAUCAGAGCUUUAUAACACGAACUUUUGUACAGAAUUGUGAGUUGUGACCAUGUAACGAGAGGUUUUGCUAGGGCCUAUUAUUUUUAACCACCAUUAAUUAGUUGGGGUGGAGUUUACUGUAAUGUGAAAUUUUCACAUUUGAAUUUUUUUAAUUGCCUGGCAAAAGCUGAUAUCAGUUCUAAAAUAUCAGCAGAAUGAUUUGCUGAAUUCAUUACAACCCCGUUAUGUCACUUUUUGAUUACAAUAAAAGUUUUCAGUAAACUUUUCAAA